Naegleria lovaniensis is the source of this 756-nucleotide messenger RNA. RefSeq lists its product as uncharacterized. The transcript has a single exon. Bases 1 to 756 code for a protein of 251 amino acids. Gene Ontology annotation, cellular component: mitochondrion; mitochondrial inner membrane. The record is from RefSeq and is a predicted model, not a curated record. NCBI's taxonomy places the organism in Eukaryota, Heterolobosea, Eutetramitea, Acrasida, Naegleriidae. Gene Ontology annotation, biological process: ubiquinone biosynthetic process.
AUGAGCAGAUUGUUGAAGGCAGCAGGUGAUACUCUCUUCUCGCCCUCGGUGAGCAAACCUCUGUACUCGACACACUAUCCAACAUCACUCUUUCAGAAAUCACUAAUUGUUGCUGGCUCGACUCUGAUAUCAGCAUUCCGACCACUGAGAACCGACAUGGUUGGUGCUCUCGGAGAAACCACAGGCAUUCAAGCCUUGGAAUAUGUGAGGAAUCAAAUGGUUCUCUCGAAACAAGGAAACGAAAUUCUCAAGGAACGUCCUAACAUUGAUGAGAAGGUGAAUCCACAAUUUUGGGAAUAUAUUUCAACAUUACCACCAGAUACCUUUGGAGGAGCCUAUUACAAGUUCAUGUCCAGUAAUGGAUUUAUAGCAAGUGAGAGACCUCCCGUACGUUUUGUGGAUGACGAAGAACUGGCCUAUAUAAUGUUCAGAUACAGACAAACCCAUGAUUAUUUCCAUGUGUUGGCUGAUUUACCUCCAUCCGUCUAUGCCGAAAUUAUUGUCAAAUGGAUUGAAUUCUUCCAAACCCGAUUACCCAUGACGUUGUUGAGUGGAGCUGCAGCACCAUUCACUCAACUCACUUUUGAACAACAGAAGGAAUUAGCCACUGUGUUUAUUCCUUGGGCUUUUGAUACUGGAAGAAAUUGCAACUUCCUCAUGUCAGUCUAUUUUGAAAAGUAUUAUUUGGAUAAACCUGUGGAACAGGUCCGAAAAGAAUUGAAUUUUAAGAUUGCACCAAGAAGUAAUCUUGUAUAA